Platichthys flesus (European flounder) is the source of this 4800-nucleotide messenger RNA. RefSeq names its product SH2B adapter protein 2. The coding region runs from base 234 to 2336 and encodes 700 amino acids. Gene Ontology annotation, biological process: antigen receptor-mediated signaling pathway; intracellular signal transduction. Gene Ontology annotation, molecular function: transmembrane receptor protein tyrosine kinase adaptor activity. The transcript is spliced from 9 exons. Gene Ontology annotation, cellular component: plasma membrane. NCBI's taxonomy places the organism in Eukaryota, Metazoa, Chordata, Actinopteri, Pleuronectiformes, Pleuronectidae. The record is from RefSeq and is a predicted model, not a curated record.
AGCAGCACAGUGCGUCGAGCGGAGACAUGGAGGCAGAGCUGCUCCCAUAAACCAGAGAGGAGGAGGAGGAGGACGCAUCAGAUGAAGAAGACGGAGCUGCAUGAUGUGUGAUCCUGGGGAGUGAACAUCCUCUCAGCAGAGCCUCACACGCGCGCGCGCGCACACACACACCCCAGCGUCAUGGAGCCAGUCCUGCAUUGAGCCUCUCCUCGGUGGGUUGGCAUGGCCCAGUGAUGAACGGAGCGGUGGUGCCCGGUAGCCCGGAGCUCUCCUCCUCGUGCCCACUGCCUGACUGGCGAGAGUUCUGUGAGCUCCAUGCUCGAGCCUCUGCUGCAGACUUCGCUGACAAGUUCCAGCGCUUCCUGUCGGAGAACCCGUGCUACGACUCACCCGGCGCAGAUGCCAGCUUCUCACAGCACUUUGCCCAACACUUUCUGGAGUGCUUCUCCGCUGCUGUGACCCAGGCCCGGGAGAACCAGGCUGCCUCGCCAGGGGAGGACGGUUCCAACACGGCACCCAAGUACAGCAUUGUUCCUUUCCUGGGAAUCCAGGGCUGCCCGUCAUCCUACGGUCACGACCUCUACCAGAGACGUAAGGACGCUGGGGCGUCAAGUGAAUCCCUGGACAGUAUGGAUAGCGGAGGGGGAGGGAUUGAUGGGGGAGGCAGUGGCACCAGUGCCGCUCGAGGCUCCCAGCCGGCCCACAAGGUGUCUGCUCUGGGACAGUCUCGCAGCUCAGAGGACGUUUCAGUCAAUCACCCAAAGGCUCGCUUCAAGAAGGGCUUCUCCCUGAGGAACAUGAGCCUGUGUGUGGUGGACGGGGUGAAGGAGAUGUGGCACCGACGGGCCUCCCCGGAACCCGACGCUCCCUUUGGAGCCAGGAAAGCUAUCGGGGGAGGUGGAGGAGGAGGAGGAGGAGGAGGAGGAGGUGGGGAGGCUGCAGGUGGAGAGAGGUGGUCCCAGAAGCUGCGGCUACCCAGGGGUUCCCAGGGCCACAAGGCCGAGCUGCUGGAAAUCCAGAGGGAGGGGGUGCUGAGGUACAUGGUGGCUGAUGACACAAACUGUAUGGGCGCCGCACUAUGGCAGAAGUGUCGCCUACUGCUGAGGAAGACGAAGAGGGAGGAAGGAGGGGAGAGGUUCCUGCUGGAGUUCUACGUACCACCCAAGUCCUCAAAGCCUAAAGUGAGCAUCCCUCUAUCAGCCAUCGUGGAGGUGAGGACCACCAUGCCGCUGGAGAUGCCCGACAGGGACAACACCUUUGUUCUUAAGGUGGAAAAUGGAGGAGAGUACAUCCUGGAAACCAUUGACUCGCUGCAGAAAAACUCCUGGGUUGCUGAUAUUCAGGACUGCACAGACCCGGGGGACAGCGGCGAUGACAUCGAGCUGGCGUCGUGUCCUCAUGGUCAGGCCUCCAAAGACUGCUCCAUGGUGGCCUCCUGCAGCUGUGAGCUGCUGUCUGAGGGGGUGUAUCGUGCUCCAGAGAGGUCGUGCCCUACAGCAGCUGAGCAUUACAGCGCCCCCUCAGUCCGCUGCAGGGAACCCCCCUUCACCCAGCACCCAUCUCACAUGCCUUUAGAGCGCUUCCUCCAGUCUCCCGAGGCUCAGGCCUCCAAUUCCUCUGCAGGUGGCAGUGAAGGUGCAAAAGACUCGGAUGGCGAUGCCAGCCUGGCAGGUUACCCAUGGUUCCAUGGUACGCUGUCUCGGGUGCGUGCAGCCCAGCUGGUGCUUGCAGGCGGGGCCAGGAGCCACGGGCUCUUUGUGAUUCGUCAGAGUGAGACACGGCCGGGCGAAUACGUCCUCACCUUCAACUUCCAGGGCAAAGCCAAGCAUUUGCGCUUGUCGGUGAAUGAGAACGGGCAGUGCCACGUCCACCACCUGUGGUUCCACACUGUGUCGGACAUGUUGAGACACUUCCACGCCCACCCAAUCCCCCUCGAGUCUGGGGGCUCAGCUGACAUCACAUUACGCUCCUAUGUGCAAGUGCAGCGAAGCUCCACCACAGAUGCGACUGUGCCUCCAAUCCCAACCCCACCCAGGGAUACAGGUUGCCGGACAGAGUCGGGCCAGCCAGCCCUCCACCCUCCCGGGAUGACAGCGCCUGCGGGGCCUCCCCCUGACACCCCGCUCUCAUCGAGCACCUCAUCAUCGCCCACCACCCUUCCCUCCCUCUCCCGCAGCGACCCAGGUACUGGAGGAGGAGUGGGAGGAGGGUUACAGAGCCGGAGCAACAGCUCUGAGCGUCUGCUGGAGGCCUCUACUGCGGCAUCCGAGGACUACCAUGACGCUGAUGGGACCCGCAGGGCCCGAGCUGUGGAGAACCAGUAUUCUUUCUACUAAAGCCACCCAGGGCUGGGUUCAGUCAUGUAUUUUCUGGACUUGGCGAUUUGCAGAAAGUCAGAGGAGACAUGGGAUGUUGAAAAUGAUCCAAAUCACAGGAUCAUCCGUUGUUUUGUUUGUUUCAAGGCAAUUUCCUGUUUCUCUGAUCUGAGAUAGGGGAUGAGAUCAUGCCAAACCACGUGUCUAUGCUGAUAAAUCCCUCAGGCUCUUUCAAAUUUACUUGUCAAGGGAUGGGAGUACACAGAUCUAUAGAGGUCUCUAGGCAGAACAGGGAGGUCUAGAUGUAGGAAAUGCAAUAGCGAAGAUAAACACAGGCGGAGAAAGCAAGAGGAAGUCCUCCAGUGGGGUCGGGUCGCUUUGAUUCACCUCUUCUAACCACUUCCUGUUCACCCUUGCCCACACUUCCCUGGGAGCAGAGCCCGUGUCACCACUCCACUGAAGGACUGAGAGACUGGAAUGACCCUGAAGAGAUAGUCCCUCCCUUCGGAGCUCCCAAGAGCAUCCAAUUGAUGUUUGUAAAGCUGCUUUGAGUCUGUCCCGGAUAUCCUCACUGUCCCCGUGGGGUUUGCCUACAAAGUCUCUGCUCUACACUAACAUCAGUGCAGCAAUCAUGGGUGUGUUAGUGUUAGCUCUUGGAUGUUUUACUCAAACGUGUACAGCCUAAAGGGUCUUAGUGCCUGACAGUUCCCUUGGACUUGACCGGAUUGUGGCCUGUAGCGAUGAAGAGGAGGAUGUUGACAUGUAUUCACAGCGGCCCAUGAAUUUAGAGCAGGGGAUUAUUUAACACAUCGGUUUCUUCUUGAAACGCACCGAUCACACAUAUCUCUGCAUACUGAAAGGGUUUCGUUCUAACAGUUAUGUUGGUAGCUACAACGUUCACGCAGGUGGUCAAAUUUUGAGUUACAAAUCAGUUUCAAAACGUCUUAGAGGAAAAUGAACAAUACAAGUUCAAUCUGUGCGAAUAUGGCGAUGUGGCAUACUGGGUUAUUUCUAUGAGUGUGUUUGGAGUCCAAAUGUUUUUCAAUGAUUGGUGUGCUACAGUAGUGUGUCCAAAACAUGGUUUUCAGGGUCCCUCUGUCUGAUGCUGGUUCUGUUUUCAAGCUCAUCAUAUCGAUAAACUGUAGAUUAGAGAUGCUGUUAAUGUAGGAGUUCACUUUGAAAUAAUGCCUUGAAGAUAUUAGUAUACCAAAUCCAUCAGAGGGGGGGGGACUUAAGGAGUGUUUGUUAGGAAGGUGGCAGUAUUGUGCACUGUUUGUGAAGCCUGAACUCGUGGCUGAACUGGAACAGAACAAUUGGUCCCAUUAACAGUACUAGAUGGCCAUGCUUGAAUAGAAAAAUGCGAGCUGGCUUAACAACCUGUAUCUCAUUUGUUUGGUUCAUGUAAAACCAAAUCCCAUUUUGCUUUGGACACGUCGCCCGACUUUGAGGUCACGACCAUUUGCCAGGCGGCCAGUGAAGAUUCCCAGCUAUUACCUAUUCCAAGAAAUAGUCCUGCGUAUAUCCCCUUGUAAAAUGAUAACUUGUUGUAUUUACAAUGUUUGUGCAAAUGAAACAAACUAGCCAGAAUAUGGGCAAUAGGCCUGGAUUGAGCUUUUUUGUGGAUGUUCCAGGCUAGCUGGUUUAUCCAUUUAGCUAAGCUAGAUUAGCUGACUCCAAAGCAAUAGCUAAUUAACACAUUUUACAUUUUUUACUCCGUAUAAAAGUCAAAGUGCUGGCAAUAGAAUGGCAUAUAUCCUUGUAAAAUGUUGAUUUGCAGUUUUUACACUUAAAUUUGAACUCAAAACAAUAAGUAACGUGUUAGUAAUUGAACUUUAGAGGUUCUGUUAGGUAGAGUUUCUUACUUUUGGACAGGGCCGUGCUAGCUAGUGUCCCCAUUUCCAGGCAUGGUGCUUAGCUAUUUUAGCUAGCUGUUAGCACUAAGUUAAUAUUUGCCGCACAGAUAGUGAAAGCUAUAUAUCAUUCAUCUCUCAACAGGACAACAAAUGACUCCCUUCAAAUCACUGCAAGCAGCUCCAGUAUUUCAAACAAAUGCAACACUUUAGUUCAGUCGGAACAAACAUAUCAAGACUCGGCGUCUGUCUCGUCAAGCAUGGCCAUUUAGCUUCCAAGGUGAAACUUUGAUUGAGUGGAGCAGACAAAGCAGUUCAUGUGCCAAUUUGAAACCUAUUUUUGAAACCUAUUUAUUCCUCGGCUGUUGUAAAUUACAUUUUUUCCUAUCGAGUCUUAUUUAUGUAGAGUUGAUUGAUUCUUCUUGACGAAACAUCCUCAGUGUAACACGUCUGUCGCAACAGUCCAUCUCACAUAUCACAGAGUGGCUCACGUCUCCCUUUUAUUUUCUUAACACUUCUUAAAGCUGAAUUUUUCUGUUGUCUGAGUGAGUUUUGAAGAGUCUGUGCAAUUUUGUACAAAGUGAUGUACUUGACAUACUACUUUAUAUUUCUGUGAAUAAAAUAUGAACAAACGA